Rhododendron vialii is the source of this 687-nucleotide messenger RNA. RefSeq lists its product as uncharacterized. The record is from RefSeq and is a predicted model, not a curated record. The coding region runs from base 1 to 687 and encodes 228 amino acids. The transcript has a single exon. Lineage: Eukaryota; Viridiplantae; Streptophyta; Magnoliopsida; Ericales; Ericaceae.
AUGGGAACUGCAGACAGCGGCCCUGGGAUGUGUACAUUUCAUAAGGAGCGAGGUCAUUACACUACACAAUGCAAACCAUUCAAAUGGUAUCUGGAAGAGCUUGCCGCGGCAGGGCAUCUUAAUCCAUGGAUUGACGUUCGAAGGAACCCGCUUCCCCCACCUCCACCGGUCAUAGGCAACAUCAUAGGCGUAAUACAGGGGCUUAUAUCCGAAGGAAAGACAGCCAAGCUCCGCUCUGAAAUCGAUAGAGCCAUUGUCGCUUUGUCUGUUUGUAAUAUCGGCACUUCGGCGAAGCGGAAAUGGGAAGAUCCGAGCCUCAACAGCCCUAUAACUUUUACGUCCGAAGACCUAAAAGGAGUCCAACUGUCUCAUAUGGAUGCCCUCGUUGUUACCAUUACUAUUGAUAAGUCAAUGGUUCAAAGGGUGUUGGUCGAUCAGAGAAGUUCGAUUGACGUAAUAUUCUAUUCGACCUUCAAGAACCUUAGACUUUCUCCCGUUCAACUUCGGAUAGCAACUACUCCGCUCGUUAGUUUUACAGGUGCCCCGGUUUGGCCGCUCGGCCUGAUCACUCUACCCGUGCGAGCCAGUUCACGAGUGAUAGAAGUAGAGUUUGUGGUGCUUUCCUCUCCUAGCCCCCACAACAUCAUACUUGGUCGUGCCUGGUUGCAUGGUGAUGUGAAAUUUUAA